Messenger RNA from Rotaria sordida, 3279 nucleotides. Lineage: Eukaryota; Metazoa; Rotifera; Eurotatoria; Philodinida; Philodinidae. The record is from the annotation of a GenBank genome assembly.
AUGGGUGACUAUUCGAAAGCACUUGAAUUUUACGAAAAGUCACAUAAAAUAAAAACAAAAGCUCUGCCUCCAAAUCAUCCCGAUUUGGCUACUUCCUACAACAACAUCGGUGGAGUGUAUAACGCCAUGGGUGACUUCUUGCAAGCACUUGAAUUUUACGAAAAAUCACUUACAAUAAGAGAAAAAGCUCUGCCUCCAAAUCAUCCCGAUUUGGCUAUUUCUUACAACAACAUCGGUCAAGUGUAUAACAACAUGGGUGACUACUCGAAAGCACUUGAAUUUUACGAAAAAUCACAUACAAUCUACGAAAAAGCUCUGCCACCGAAUCAUCCCGAUUUUGCUACUUCCUUCAACAACAUCGGUCUCGUGUAUGACAACGUGGGCGACUAUUCGAAAGCACUUAAAUUUUACGAAAAAUCGCAUCAAAUAGUGGAAAGAGCUCUUCCUUCGAAUCAUCCUUAUUUGGCUAUUUCCUACAACAACAUCGGUGGACUGUAUAACGACAUGGGUGACUAUUCGAAAGCACUUGAAUUUCACGAAAAAUCACAUAAAAUCUACGAAAACGCUCUGCCUCCGAAUCAUCCCGAUUUGGCUAGUUCCUACAACAACAUCGGUGCAGUGUAUAACGACAUGGGUGACUACUCGAAAGCACUUGAAUUUUACGAAAAAUCACAUAAAAUCUAUGAAAAAGCUCUACCACCGAAUCAUCCCAAUUUGGCUAUUUCCUACAACAACAUCGGUCAAGUGUAUAACAACAUGGGUGACUACUCGAAACCACUUGAAUUUUACGAAAAAUCACUUACAAUAAGAGAAAAAACUCUGCCAAUGAAUCAUCCCGAUUUUGCUACUUCCUUCAACAACAUCGGUCUCGUGUAUGACAACAUGGGUGACUAUUCGAAAGCACUUGAAUUUUACGACACAUCACAUAAAAUCUACGAAAAAGCUCUACCUCCGAAUCAUCCCAAUUUGGCUAUUUCCUACAGCAACAUCGGUGGAGUGUAUAAGGACAUGGGUGACUACUCGAAAGCGCUUGAAUUUCACGAAAAAUCACAUCAAAUAAGAGAAAAAGCUCUCCCUCCGAAUCAUCCCGAUUUGGCUAUUUCCUACAACACCAUCGGUGGAGUGUAUAACGAGAUGGGUGACUACUCGAAAGGACUUGAGUUUUUCGAAAAAUCGCAUCAAAUAGCAGAAAAAACUCUUCCUUCGAAUCAUCCUAAUUUGGCUCUAUCAUACAACAAUAUCGGCCUUAUCUAUAACCACAUGGCUGACUACUACAAGGCACUUGAAUUUUACGAAAAAUCACAUCAAAUAAAAGAAAUAGCUCUUCCUCCUAAUCAUCCCGAUUUGGCUACUUCCUACAACAACAUCGGUGGAGUGUAUAACGCCAUGGGUGACUACUCGAAAGCACUUGAAUUUUACGAAAAAUCACAUCAAAUAGCAGAAAAAGCUCUCCCUCCGAAUCAUCCCGAUUUGGCUCAAUCCUACGACAACAUCGGUAAAGUGUAUAACGACAUGGGUGACUACUCGAAAGCACUGGAAUUUUACGAAAAAUCGCAUCAAAUAGUGGAAAGAGCUCUUCCUUCGAAUCAUCCUAAUUUGGCUCUAUCCUACAACAAUAUCGGUCUUAUCUAUAACAACAUGGCUGACUACUACAAGGCACUUGAAUUUUACGAAAAAUCAUAUCAAAUAAUAGAAAAGGCUCUGCCUCCGAAUCAUCCCGAUUUGGCUAGUUCCUACAACAACAUCGGUGCAGUGUAUAACGACAUGGGUGACUACUCGAAAGCACUUGAAUUUUACGAAAAAUCACAUAAAAUCUAUGAAAAAGCUCUACCACCGAAUCAUCCCAAUUUGGCUAUUUCCUACAACAACAUCGGUGGAGUGUAUGAGGACAUGGGUGACUACUCAAGAGCACUUGAAUUUCACGAAAAAGCACAUAAAAUAAAAGAAAAAGCUCUACCUCCAAAUCAUCCCGAUUUGGCUAUUUCUUACAACAACAUCGGUGGAAUCUAUAACGUCAUGGGUGACUGUUUGAAAGCACUUGAAUUUUACGAAAAAUCACUUAAAAUAAGAGAAGAAGCUCUGCCUUCGAAUCACCCUCGUUUGGCUUCUUCCUACAACAACGUCGGUCAAGUGCAUAACGACAUGGGUGAGUACUCGAAAGCACUUGAAUUUUACGAAAAAUCGCAUGAAAUCCUCGAAAAAGCUCUGCCUCCAAAUCAUCCAGAUUUGGCUACUUCCUACAGCAACAUCGGUGAAGUGUAUUACCACAUGGGUAACUACUCGAAAGCACUUGAAUCUUACGAAAAAGCACAUAAAAUAAGAGAAAAGGCUCUGCCUUCGAAUCAUCCGGAUUUGGCCCUGUCCUACAAUAACAUCGGUCUCGUGUAUAACGACAUGGGUGACUACUCGAAAGCACUGGAAUUUUACGAAAAAUCACAUAAAAUCCUCGAAAAUGCUCUGCCUCCGGAUCAUCCCAAUUUGGCUACUUCUCACAACAACAUCGGUCUAGUGUAUAAGAACAUGGGAGACUACUCGAAAGCGCUUGAAUUUCACGAAAAAUCACAUAAAAUAACAGAAAAAGCUCUGCCUCCGAAUCAUCCCGAUUUGGGUACUUCCUACAAUAACAUGGGUACAGUGUAUUUCGACAUGGGUGACUACUGGAAAGCACUUGAAUUUUUCGAAAAAUCACAUAAAAUCUUCGAGAAUGGUCUGCCCCCGAAUCACCCUCUUCUGGCUUUUCCAUACAAAUGGUUCGGAAAGAUUUAUCGCAGCAUGAAAGGUUAUUCAAAGGCACUUGAUAAUUUCGAAAGAUGUCUCUCAAUACGUCAAAAAGCCUUACUUGAUAAUCAUCCAGAUCUAGCUACUAUAUACAGUGAUAUUGGUGAUGUUCAUCGAUUAAUGGGUAAUUAUGAAAAGGCAUUUGCAUUUCAUCAAAGAGCAUUAAAUAUUCAAGAAAAUAUUCAAUGUGAUCCUACGGACUGUGCAACGACAUAUAUAAAUUUAGGUGAAACGUAUCGUGAAAUGGAAGAUUAUUCAGCAGCAUUGACAUAUUUUGAAAAAGGAUUAGAAAUACGUGAAAAGAAAUUACCAAAAAAUCAUCCUGAUUUAGCUGUUGUAUAUCAUAAUAUGGCAAAAUUAUAUUUGGCUACACGAAAAUAUAGUAUGGCAAUGAAAAAUAUUCAACAAGCAGUUGAAAUAGCUCAAGAAAAGUUACCUUCAACUCAUCUUCAUCUUUUGGAAUAUAAAGAAACAUUUGAACAAAUUCGAAAGAAAAUGUAA